CUUGUCGCGCAUACUGACAGGUAGGGUCGUUAUCGCUCCAACAGUUUGAUUCCCCUCUUCCCCUCCCAGCAUGGCUGCAGACUCGAUGGAGAUUGACGACUCUCUGUACAGCCGCCAGCGCUAUGUGCUGGGAGACAGUGCUAUGCACCAGAUGGCCCAGUCCUCAGUCUUUCUAAGUGGAAUGGGAGGCCUGGGAAUAGAGAUAGCAAAGAAUAUUGUUCUGGCUGGUGUGAAGACAGUCACCCUUCAUGACACAAAGCAAUGUGAGACCUGGGAUCUGGGCUCUAACUUCUUCAUUCGCAAAGAGGAUGUAUUGAACCAGAGGAAAAGGGGGGAGGCGGUGUGCCCUCGGGUUGCAGAGUUGAACCCUUAUGUCCAUGUUGACUUGUCCUCUGUUGCUCUGGAUGACAACACCGAUCUCAGCUUUCUCAGAAAGUAUCAGUGUGUGAUUCUGACGGAAGCCAGAUUGAGCCUGCAGAAGAGAGUAAAUGAGUUCUGCCACUUGCAACAACCACCGAUCAGAUUCAUUGGCUGUGAUGCGUAUGGGAUCUGUGCGCGAGUGUUUUGUGAUUUCGGAGAGGAGUUUGAGGUGUCAGAUCCCACAGGAGAAGAACCCAAGGAGAUUUUCAUCCAAAGUAUCACUAAGGACAAUCCUGGUGUGGUAACUUGCAUGGACAACCAACCUCAUGGCCUACAGACAGGCCAGAGUGUUGUCUUCAGAGAGGUCAAUGGCAUGAAGGAACUCAAUGGCACUGCACGUCAAGUUUCAGUCCUCUCUCCUUACAGUUUUGCAAUAGGAGACACAUCUCAGCUACAAAUAUAUGAACACGGAGGUUUCUUUGUCCUGUUGAAAUCCCCUAAGACAUACAGAUUUGAAACAUUAGAGAGACACCUGUGUGAUCCUCAGGUUCUGACUCCAGACUUCAGUAAACCAGAGGCCCCGCUACAGAUCCAUGCAGCCAUGUUGGCCCUGGACACCUUUCAGGAGCAGCACAGUAGACUUCCCAAUACUGGGUGUGUACAGGAUGCUGAAGUCUUACUGAAGCUAACCGACGAGGUCAAUGCAACACUCAGGGACAAAGCCCCUGUGAAUACAGAGUUGGUGUGCUGCCUGUCGAGGACAGCGAGGGGGACUCUCCCUCCAUUAGCAGCAGCUGUAGGAGGCCUAGCCAGUCAGGAAGUGCUCAAGGCCAUCACUGGGAAGUUUGCACCCCUGCAGCAGUUGUUUUAUCUCGAUGCCAUUGAGGUUGUUCGGCCACUUCAGUCUCUGCCUGCUGAGGAGUUUUUCCCCAGAGGAGAUCGAUAUGAUGGAUUACGAGCUUGCAUUGGUGAAUCGAUGUGUGAGGAACUACACAAGCUCAGGGUAUUCAUGGUGGGCUGUGGUGCCAUAGGCUGUGAAAUGCUGAAAAACUUUGCCCUGCUUGGAGUGGGACUGGCCAAGAGCUCAGGAGAGGUGUGCAUCACAGAUCCUGACCUUAUAGAAAAGUCCAACCUGAAUCGGCAGUUUCUCUUCCGACCACAUCAUAUACAGAAACCGAAGAGUACCACUGCAGCAGAAGCCACUCUGGAGAUUAACCCUGACUUGCAGGUGGAUGCUCACCUCAAUAAGGUGUGUCCAGCUACUGAGGGUAUCUACAGUGACACCUUCUACUCCCGCCUGAACCUUGUGGUCACUGCACUGGACAACGUGGAAGCUCGGAGAUAUGUGGACUGCCGCUGUGUAUCAAAUCAGAGACCUCUCCUGGACUCUGGCACCAUGGGAACUAAAGGACACACAGAAAUCAUUGUGCCAAAUUUGACAGAGUCCUACAAUAGCCAUAGAGACCCCCCAGAAGAGGAAAUCCCAUUCUGCACUCUUAAGUCUUUCCCUUCUGUCAUAGAGCACACCAUCCAGUGGGCCAGGGACAAGUUUGAGAAUUUGUUCGCCCACAAGCCCUCUAUGUACAACUCCUUCUGGCAGACCCACUCCUCAGCUGAAGUUGUGCUACAGAGGAUGCAGGGGGGGGAAAGUCUGGAGGGGUCAUUCCAGGUCAUAAAGCUGCUAAGCAGGUGGCCUAGCCAGUGGAGACAGUGCAUCACUGUAGCUCGUCUGAAAUUUGAAAAGUAUUUUACAAGAAAGGCCCGACAACUGUUGCACUCUUUCCCCCUUGACACAAGGUUAAAAGAUGGAAGUUUGUUUUGGCAGUCACCAAAAAGACCUCCAGCACCUAUUGAAUUUGACCUGAAAGACACUUUGCACUUCACUUUCAUUGUCAGCAUGGCCCGGCUCUUGGCAGGGAUUUAUAACAUCCCUUACUCAGAGAACGACGUCUCUGAAGAGGCGGUGAACCGGAUUCUUUCUGAUGUCAAGAUUCCCGAGUACAGGCCCUCACAGAAAUGUAUAGAAACAGAUGAGACGGCAAAGAAGCCUGACUUUAUGAAGAUGCCUCUAAGCAGUGAAGAGGAGAGAGAGGCCAUCAUACAGCUGGAGCAGGCUAUCGCUACUGACGUCACACUAGAGAGGCUACGGAUGAGACCAGUGCUGUUUGAAAAGGACGAUGACAGUAAUGGCCACAUGGACUUUGUUGCAUCAGCAUCUUCUCUCAGAGCCAAUAUGUACUCCAUUGAGCCAGCUGACAGACUCAAGACCAAACGCAUCGCUGGCAAGAUCAUCCCUGCUAUUGCCACGGCAACAGCUGCUGUAGCUGGACAGGUGGCCCUGGAGAUGAUUAAAGUGGUUGGAGGCUAUGAGUUUGAGUCUUUCAAAAACUGCUUCUUUAACUUGGCCAUUCCUGUAAUGGUGCUCACUGAGCCUGCCCCAGUUAAACAGACACUUAUCAGGGACAACAUCUACUUUUCCAUCUGGGACUGUUGGACUAUCGUUGGCCAUGAGGACUUCACUCUGUCUGACUUCAUGAAUGCAGUGAGGGAGAAGUAUGGAAUUGAACCCACUAUGGUCGUCCAUGGUGUGAAGAUGCUCUAUGUGCCUGUGAUGCCUGGACACUCGAAGAGACUCAAACUCACGAUGCAGAAGCUGAUCAAGCCAUCAGUGGACCGCCGCUACGUUGACCUCACCGUGUCGUUCGCUCCGGAGGCAGACGGAGAUGAGGACCUCCCUGGCCCACCUGUCAGGUACUACUUCAGCCACAACGGAGAGACGCCCUGACACCUUCCUAGACAUCAUCCUCAAACCUCCUGUGUCCUUACGUCCCUUCUUUCAUGUAUACUAUUGUACCCCAAUUACCUGGGCCAGGGCCAAGAGCUUUCCCCCAGGAUGUUAUAUGACGCUGGUAAAGCUCCUGGCCCCAGCACGAGCCUCCCCCGUACUUCAUGGAGCAAGAAAAGACCAGCCCUGGUUCCUGUUUUUCUUGCCGCAGAUCUAGCCAGUGGAACAUGAGGCUGCUUCAGUAGCACUUAACUGUACUUGUGUACAUACAUUUUCUCUGUUCUGUUUUCUACUCUGGUGAAAUGCACAGCUCCGCCUGUGUCGAUGCCUUAAUUGAUUAAUAAUGUUUUUUUUGGCAGUGAGUCUGACUAAAAACUGUUUACAGAAACCUGCAAACUCCCAGCAUCUCAUUUGUGUUUUAAAUCUACUAGGCCCUAAAAAGAGGUGGUGGGAGGACUGUUGGGGACAAUAAAGUGGAUUUGUAGAUAGUAGGCAUCAUAUCUUUGUCCUCUCCUCCCCCUGGCUUUAAAAAUAUUGCCAACCACAAAAUUGGCCAGUUGCUGGGCCAUCUCCCCUUGUAUAAACAGGUCAAGCCAUUAUUUGUUGAAUAAUUUGGAGGUGUAAAAGGUCAGUGGACAACAGAGAAACCACCAAAGAUACAAAGUUUUGUUGUCUGCAGAUGAUUGUUCUCUUUUAUGAUCACUUUGCCUCAUAAAAACACAUUUAUAUCACAGCGGAGCAAGAGCAACACACAUCGAGAGUCUUGACUAAAACUGCAACAAAAAAAAUUGUUGGCUAUCUAUUUUAAUAACUGAUUAAUAAUUGUGGGUUAUAUUUAAAGAAAACAUGUCCAAAUUCUGAUUCCAUACUCAAAUGUCAGUAUUUUCUUUUCUGUUUUAUUUAGUUUUCUGUGACAGUAAACUAAAUAUAUUUGGGUUGUGGCUUGAUAGUUAGGACAAAAGAAGACAUUUGAAGACGUCACCUUGGGAUUUAGGAAUUGUUGAUCAACAUUUUUUACCAAUUUAUAGACCAAGGGAUUAAUCGAGAAUAUUGAUAGAUUAAUCAAUACUGAAAAUAACCAGUAGUUGCAGUACUAGUCUUGACGUGCUUCAUACCAUGUUGACAUGGGUCAGUUUGUGGGGAUAUAUCAAUGUCCUGUUUCCCAGAACUGAAACACGUCAACCGUUGAGAGAGAAGCAGCAGUUUUUUUCAAAUGGCUCCGCAGAUCGGGACAUCAUGGCUGCAGUACCUUGUCUACUUCUUCUGUGUGGAGUACAUGGUUGAUGUGUGCUACAGGCAUCAAUGGAUGUGUUGCUUUGUGACGUAGCCAGUGUGUGUAUCACUCCACACUAUGGAUAAAACCACCUGCUAGUAACUGUUAGUCUUGCCUACGUUGUUUAACAUAUUGGUAAUGGCAUCAGUUAACACAUUUGGGUAAACAGUAUGUCCAUUAAUUUAAGUCACUGCAUGAGUUGAAACGCUGUUUCACAGAAAAGUUUUUUUUUUGACGAACAUGAAACCGUAUCAACAUCUGAAAUCACACUCCUACCGUUUUAAACUUCUUCUUUUUUUAAAUCGUAACUGUUCAUGAUUUAUUUGUUGCAUUUGUUUAUAGAUGUGUGUCCAUGACAUGUAUUUAUUUACUUGUUACUCAUUUUUGUCAGUUUCUGUGUCAAACUGAGCCAAUUAAUGAGCUCUGAGUCAUGGUGCACUGGUUAAUUGUUAAUCAAUGAUGAACAAAUUCAUCCUAAAAGUGUUUAUCCAGAUGUGUAAAUUGCCUUCUUUUUAGUUUUGAAAAGGGUAUUUGAAACGGUCAUCAUUGGCUUACAGUGACGAUAAUGUUAAUAUACUUUUGAAUAGAAUCAUUUAAAAAUCUCGUUCUCUUACAGGUUAUCAUUUGUGUCAGAAAAAAUUACCUUCUGGCCUAUAGCCAAACUAAGACUGAAGUCACACAAAAUGCUUCCUUUAACACAUGUAUUUCUCUCCUAAUAAACGAAGGUGGUGAAUUUCACUUUGCAAAGAAAAUGUCUCAUACUGACAACACUUCUCGUGCAGUGAAUGUCAUAAGUGUACAACAAAAGAGUGUUAACGAGUGACAAUUAUAAUGAUGUAUGUUCCUUUGACAGACAACUCAACCAAUGGUCCAAUAAAAUGUGAGUUUUCGGGAUGUCCU
Molecule: messenger RNA, 5318 nt
Organism: Scomber scombrus (Atlantic mackerel)
Lineage: Eukaryota; Metazoa; Chordata; Actinopteri; Scombriformes; Scombridae
Gene: uba6
Product: ubiquitin like modifier activating enzyme 6
Exons: 32
Coding region: 71-3145 (1024 amino acids)
Biological process (GO): protein sumoylation
Cellular component (GO): SUMO activating enzyme complex; cytoplasm
Molecular function (GO): SUMO activating enzyme activity
Source: RefSeq, a predicted model, not a curated record